AUAUAUGCACCGUCCGCACCGUUGGAGCACUGCCCACUGUACCCGCUUGCUGAUGGAUUCCCGUCGCUCAGCCCGCAACGGGUGAGAUGGUGUCCAGCGCACCCGGCAGUACACUUACACCAGCGCAAGCCGUAUAAAUUCUGAUCAACCGACAUCUCGCAAUUUAGUUGCAGUCCGAUAUUUCGUACGAACGAUUGAAGACGAUUUGCUACGAGCACGGUCUUGUCUUGAUUGUUCUGCUUGUCUUGCAUCAGGUGGCUGUGCUGUGGGUGAAACACUGUGUGUCAAAGAUUGUGCGCCCGUAUCAAGGUCCGUGUGACGUGCCCAAUUCAUUGCACAGCGUCCUGGGAUCAGUGAACCGACUCCCUACAGCAAAACUAAGUUCCCGUAUCGCGAUACCGUGUGCGUGUGUGUUUUGUGGCUGUGUCAUUCUGGUGUGUUUUGUCAGAACGGAUGUUCGCUUUCGCGUGGGUCUACUGUGUCCGAGUAAGAUCCCCGUGCUCCAGGUGAUCGUGUGUGCGAGUAACAGUCGACCGGAAGCGGCCACGACAAAACCCAAACCAGCUCCAGUGAUACAGUGAACAGUUCCGUCUGUCCGACUGGUUACCAGCGCACUGCAAGUGAUCCCCAGAUACGCCCAUCGUUCCCAUUAUGCACAGGCUGAUAGUGCUGCUACUGCUGCUGGCACUGCAAAUAGCGCGCCAUCGUGCGGCCGGAAAUGUUCUAUUCCGACAAUUUCUCAUUACAGCGGUUGAACGUAACUGCAUCGUACCGCUGAAGCCAGACUGGUCCUACUCAUCACCGCUGAUAUUCACAAAGAACGGUGUACUGAUCUCGCCCGAAAAUGACAGCCAGGACACGGAUGAGAUAAUGCUAGCCACCGGUGAUGAGGUGGUACUUUCCUGCUCACCCAACUAUUUCCGCGAAUUCUCCUCCGAAAAGGUACUGUGGGCUCGAUGCAAGAAGGAUAAAACGUUUGUGGUCAACGAGAUGGACAAGAACUUUGUGUCGGCUUUGGCGUGUAAGGAGCGUCCGAUCGAGGAAAUCAUUGUGGCGGUGCGUGGCUGUCCGGCAACUUUGCGCUCGAUCGAGUACGGCUUUACCAAUCCGGUCACCAACAAAUCGUACAUCCUGGGCGAGGCAUGCUAUGACGUCAAGAUCGGACGGACUCAUUUCAUCCACACGAAAGUAAAGUCCGGCACUAACAGCAUCGAACAGCUGGCACUCAAAGUAAAGGACAACGCGACUUACUUCCACGGUUACCAUCCGACGCAACGGUACAAGGUGGAUCUCAGCAAAGCGCUCAACAUAAACGAUCAGGCCGAACGUUUCCGGCCCGUGUUUGGGGUGAAAAAUGCACCCAAAAUCGAGUCCCGCCGAUACAUCAACGAAGCGCUGCUUACCCACCGACAGUAUCUUUCAGUAUUAAAGAUGGCCUGGAACUACCAGAUCGUGAAGGAUCGCGAUCUGUUGCUGAACCUCGACCGGUUACUGCAGGACAUUCGCGCACUUGAGGUGUCCGAGGUAGAGAUUUACACCGGGGCACACGGCGUCAUGACGCUGCAUGACAAGCACAACCAGAGUGCGGAGGUGUACUUGGUGCGCGAGAACCGUUUCCCGGUACCGAAGUUACACUGGACGGUGGUACGCUCCCAGGAGCGAGCCGUUGCAUUUGCCAUCUAUGGCAAAUCGCCACAGACCGAGCAGGAGCGCGAGAGGCGAACCUUCUGUACGAGCCUGUGCGAGCAGAUCUCAUGGCUGAAGAAGCUUCACGAAAACGAUGCGUGGCAGGAUGCUCGUGCCGGGUACGUACUUUGCUGUGAGUUGGAGGAUUUCCGACGUACGGUGAAGGAGAUACCGCCGAUCAGUGGCGUCAAGGCGAUGCUCGUUUAACGUCCUCACAACUCACUGUUUUUGGGGUUUGGUAACCAACCCGACAACCACCAAGAAUAAGGCAGCUUAGUUCAAAACGACUCGCACCGUCGUCUCGCCCGAGGAUCACGCUCACGUAAAGAUCGUAGCCGCAUAACAUCGGAACGGAAGCGGUGAGCUUUGGCCGGAACGAUAGACGAGCUUUUGGGUAUGCUCGGAACUGCUACAACUAUCGCACUAUCGGCUGCUGCUAGUACUUCCACAGCUACCACAACUACUACUACUUCUUCUGAAGUCUCUCCGACACUGCUCGAAGCUGGGGUCGGCAUUGUGAUUUUAAUUCUUUUUUUUGUGUGUAAUGUUUUAAAUUAAAACUUUAGCUGUUAGAAUGUAGUAUUUUUAUUAAAACAAAAAAACCCCACAACACAUGAACAAAACAACUGAUUGCGCAAAUAAAAAGUACAAUUCGUUUAAUGUACUUGAAAUGUAAAUAA
Messenger RNA from Anopheles funestus (African malaria mosquito), 2366 nucleotides. RefSeq lists its product as uncharacterized. Lineage: Eukaryota; Metazoa; Arthropoda; Insecta; Diptera; Culicidae. The transcript has 3 exons. Gene Ontology annotation, biological process: apoptotic DNA fragmentation. Gene Ontology annotation, cellular component: nucleus; mitochondrial inner membrane. Gene Ontology annotation, molecular function: RNA endonuclease activity; single-stranded DNA endonuclease activity. The coding region runs from base 652 to 1893 and encodes 413 amino acids. The record is from RefSeq and is a predicted model, not a curated record.